AUGAAAUCUCAGGCUGCAACAGAAAGGCUGAGAUAUUUGAUUAAAGAACACAAAAUCUCUUUUGUGACUCUUCAGGAACCUUUUAUCAAUGAAUCAAAAUUAGAAUCAUACAAAUUAACUCUUGGGAUGCAAGGGGCUUAUGCUAAUGUGAACAACAAAAUUUGGAUCUUUUGGGGGAAUGAGCUGGAAUGUUCUGUCUUUUGUUCAGAAGACCAAAUGGUUACUUGCAGAAUCCAAACUCAUUCUAAUCAACAAGUUUAUAUCUCUGUGGUUUAUGCUAAGUCAAGAUCAGCAGGCAGGGAGGAUCUAUGGAGAUAUAUGAGAGGUUUUGCCUCAACUAUUAACGAUCCAUGGAUGAUAUGUGGUGACUUCAACUGCAUAUUGUCUAUGGAUGAAAAGAAAGGAGGAAAGCCAUACAGUUUCAAGAAAAGUUUGCCUUUCAUUGAAUGUAUCCAAGAUUGUGGUGUUAAAGAUAUUGACUUUUCAGGGAAUAUCUUUACCUGGUCAAAUGAAAGGAAAGCGGAGGAUGUGAUUUGGAAAAGGCUGGAUAGGACUCUAUGUAAUGAGAAAUGGAAUGAGGCUUUCAACAUUACUGACAAUAUCCAUCUUGCUAGAAUCAGUUCUGAUCAUUGUCCUCUCCUGAUCACCUGUAAGAACAAUCAACAGUCAUAUGUUAAGUACUUCAGAUUCUUGAAUUUCUGGACAGACAUUGAAGGGUAUCAGAAUAUUGUGAAAGAUAACUGGAUCACACAUACAAGUGGCAAUAUAUUUUGGGAGGUCCAGCAGAAACUUAAGAAUACAAGCAAAGCUUUGGGAGACUGGUCCAGAACCAAGAUAUGA
Lycium barbarum (goji berry) is the source of this 840-nucleotide messenger RNA. RefSeq lists its product as uncharacterized. Lineage: Eukaryota; Viridiplantae; Streptophyta; Magnoliopsida; Solanales; Solanaceae. The record is from RefSeq and is a predicted model, not a curated record. The coding region runs from base 1 to 840 and encodes 279 amino acids. The transcript has a single exon.